AUUUUCCUAUAUAAAUUGUAGAAUGUGAUCAUUACGGAACAACUUGUUUUUCAGUUAUUAAGCGUUCCCGUCUGCUUACAAAUAUUAAAUAAAUAUUUUUCUUCGUUUCUGUUUAGAAAUAGUAAAUGUCGAGUUUUUCUUGAAUUGGUGAAUUCUGAUGCAAAUAAACAUUUAAAAUAAUAAUAAGAACCUAAAAUACAAUAAAAUGGGUUCAGAACAAAGUCGUACUACGAGUAAUAAACAGUCAAUCGCAAAACGCAUUAGCUUACCAACGAAUUCACAAAAUGAUCGAAGAAAAUCUUAUAAAGAGGAUGCUUUAAAAGCAAAAGAAAGUACACAGGAUAAAAGUGAAGACAACUUGGAUUCCCAAAAUAUUCAGCCACAAAAGCCAGGUGAAGUUAACGCAUUUCGACAGUUGUUUUCUGACUUCGAACUCGAUGUGUUAUUUUCCACAUGGCCACUGUUGUCAAAAAAUCCGGUCAGGACUGGCUGUUUCGUAUUUAAAAACGCUUUUGAAAUUCAUCCAAAAUUAAGUACAUUUUUCAGUUUCGGUCAUCUAAGCCCUGAAGAACUUCUUGAAAGUCCAGAUGUCAAAAUUCAUGCCGCUAAAGUAAUGAGAGUGAUACAUAAGGCCGUAGAAGCGUUGGACGGUGACAGUAAGUCUCUUUAUGAAGAGUUGGCUCUGCUCGGUGCAAGGCAUGCAGCCAUAUCCGACAUGAAGAUAGAGUAUUUCAAAAUUAUCAAGGAAGCGAUUCUAAUGACUUGGGGACGUUUAAUCUACGAAGAAUUUACUGAUGACGUCAGAAAAGCUUGGGCACACGUUUUAGAUGAAGUUGUUUCAAUUAUGACUGAAGGUUGUUUGAUAUUUGAAGAAGAAGAAGAAAAAAUACUUGAGGAAGGUGAUGUUUGCAACGACAUGGUCGCUUUAUCAGAUGAUCAUCAACAAAGUCACAACAAAUAUAAAAAAACCAGUCGCACAAGUGUUGCCAGCGUGCCGAAAGAAGAAUUGGCUCAAAUUUAUUCAAGUUGCAAAUAGAAAGUAAUAAGUACUUUUUAAUAAAAAUCCAAGCUGUUCCUUUCAAUAAAUUUAACUGCUAACCAGAUGACUUUCAUCUUAUUCAGUAGGAGUAACUUUUGGUCAGCACAGUUCAUUCUGAACUUUUAAAAACACUUAUCAUAAUUUUAACACAAUAACUUCAUCGUAUUACCUGUCAUUCUUUGUCCAAACACUUUCAUGUUUUUCAGUCAGAUUAAAUGUGAAAAGACCAGUUCGGUUACAACAUCUACCAGUCUUGCCAUACAUUUGUAUUUCAAUCGAAUAAUUUGAAGAAAGCCAGAAUAAAUUGUAUCAACAUGCUUCC
Heterobilharzia americana is the source of this 1361-nucleotide messenger RNA. The record is from the annotation of a GenBank genome assembly. NCBI's taxonomy places the organism in Eukaryota, Metazoa, Platyhelminthes, Trematoda, Strigeidida, Schistosomatidae.